AUGGACCCCGGAGCUUGUUUGAUAAUUGCAAGUCUCACGAGGGAGGCUGCUGCCGUGCUUAUCCAACGACACGGUUCGGAAGCCGUCAUCGCCGCGUUACGGGCAUGGGCACAAUACAACAGCGGACGGUCGUCGAAUCUGGGACACGAGGAUGCCAUGAAGCAGGCGAAGAACGCAAUACCGAGCUUCCUGAGCAACAUCCAGUCGAAUGAUCUUCGUGUCUUUCCAGGUGCUUUUAAUUCCUCUGCAGAAUUCAUCGCCAUGUUCCAGGCCGAAGCGCUGGUCGCGAUCCCCGUGGCCCUGCUUGAGGUUAAGCAGGCGAUUGAUCGAGUCGGGUCAAGUCUACAGGGUAUCCAACGAGAACUGACGAUUACCAACAUGGCAAAAAUUCAGGGCUGGGAACAGGAGGGCUUCGGUGCGCAUGUCUAUCGAUUUGUGGAGUACGAGAUGCUUCAGGUCGCGAACGCCAGCGCGAAGAGCGGUGAUCAACGGCGGCACUACUUCUACGUUUGGAACCGGGAUACAGAUUGGUAUCCAGUCUUCGAGGCGAAGAACCAAGCUUUCCCUCUUGGCUCUGAGUUUGGCGGGUAUCAUCAUGAGCUUGACGCGAUCUGUAUGCGGAUGAGGGCAGACAGGAGAACACUCAUUCAAACUACGUCCCAUGGACACGCGGCGCAGUUCCAUCUCCUCGUUCCAACUCACGAGCCUUAUGUUCUGGAUGACCCUGUCAUAUUCCAUGACAGCCUCCUUCCGCUUACUAUCACGGGCCAGCGGCAUCGCAGUGUGGACCUCGUCUGGUUUAACCUGUGUUGGAAUCCAACGGAGUUGCAUCUGAAAUGUAUCGGGGUCUUGGAAGAGAGGAAAAAUCCCAUUGUGGAGUCUGGGGCUUUUGGUUUCGCUGGCUGCUGUGUCGGCUUCAUGGCAGCUGGAUUUGCUGCUAUGGCAUUCCCGCCCUGCGCUCCUCUUGCAGAGGCGGUCAUGCUGCCACUCUGGUCGGGAGGAGUGGCUUCUUGGAGUGCUGCGGCCGGCGCCGCUGCUUACGAGGACGCCCAUCGUCGGAAUCUUUGCAUCCUAGGGGAUGAUUCUAUACUAGUCGAGAGAAAGAGAUAG
This is a messenger RNA of Aspergillus melleus, 1110 nucleotides long. RefSeq lists its product as uncharacterized. NCBI's taxonomy places the organism in Eukaryota, Fungi, Ascomycota, Eurotiomycetes, Eurotiales, Aspergillaceae. The transcript has a single exon. Bases 1 to 1110 code for a protein of 369 amino acids. The record is from RefSeq and is a predicted model, not a curated record.